AUGUCAGCUUUCUCAGAUCAAGAUUUCCUAGCUACAAACUAUACAAGUUAUAGACCAGCAUAUCCACCAAGUUUCUUCAAGAAAUUAUCCAAUUAUCAUAAAGGUGAUCGGAAACUAGCCGUGGAUGUUGGUUGUGGACCAGGCGAGGCCACAUAUCCAUUAGUGAAGUAUUUUGAUCAUGUUGUAGGUGUUGAUAUAUCUGAAGUUAUGAUCAAGGAGGCAAGUAAGUUGAGGAAAGGUGAGAUUCUUCAAAAAGUUGAAUUCAAAGUUGGUUCUGGUGAGUCAAUACCUGCAGAGCCUCAUUCAGUUGAUUUGCUCACUGCUGCUGAAUGUUUCCAUUGGUUUGAUCAUGAGAAAUUCUUUCAAGAAGCUUGUAGAGUUCUGAAAUUAGGUGGGACAUUGGCUUAUUGGGGGUAUAGUGAUCCAGUCUUUAUUGAUUACCCAGAUGCCUCACUUAUAUUGGAGAGAUAUGUCUAUCUCGAUCCCGAGUAUUUGGGCCCGUAUUGGGAAUAUCCAGGAACAAACUUGUUGAAGUCCAAUUAUCGUGAUGUGAAUAUUCCAACUGACAGAUUCACUGAUAUUGAAAGGGUUGAGCACGAACCGGGAACGAGAAAUGAAGAUGCUUUAGUACCUGGUGUCACAGCCCAAGGAUCCUCAUCUCCACUACAGAUUCAUAGAGAUAUACCAUUAGAUUUUUAUCAUAAAUAUGUCACUACUUGGAGUUCAUAUCAUAAUUGGAAAAAAGCCAAUCCUAAAAGUCCAGAUAUGGCAGAUGCUUUUAUUAAAGAAUUGGAGACCAAAAUGCACUGGAAUCCAAAAACUAUGGUGCACAUAGAAUGGCUAACAGUUCUCAAAAUGGCUAGAAAGAGAUUGAGAUAG
Hansenula anomala is the source of this 879-nucleotide messenger RNA. It is a transcript of the gene TMT1, whose product is annotated as trans-aconitate 3-methyltransferase. Gene Ontology annotation, molecular function: S-adenosylmethionine-dependent methyltransferase activity. Lineage: Eukaryota; Fungi; Ascomycota; Saccharomycetes; Phaffomycetales; Wickerhamomycetaceae. The record is from RefSeq and is a predicted model, not a curated record. The transcript is spliced from 2 exons. Bases 1 to 879 code for a protein of 292 amino acids.